UUUGCGCUUGAAAAUAUAUUUUUAUGAAUUAAAAGUGAAUAAGGUUAUGGAAAAUUGGAUGAUGGAACUGCCUAACUGGCGAUGCCAGUUAGGCUCAACUGUGAGAAUUAAUAGGACGAAUGUAUUGCGAAUGUUCACCUCAUUCAUGAAUGUGUGUUUGCUGUGUUUUUUGUUUUCGUGUAGAAGAUUUGGCUCAAGUUCUCCGUAUAAAGUUCCAGCAACAACAAGAAUUCAUCGAAAAGAGUUCGUUCUGUCGAGAACAGCUCUUGUUCUCGCAUUGAUACUGUUCUUUGCUACAGCUGAGGGCAACCCCAGGGGGAUUGACUGGGGUCAGUGGUGGACGUACGAGGGGAUAUCAGGCCCCAGGUUCUGGGGGGUCAUUAACCCCGCGUGGGGGAUGUGUAGGGAUGGCAGACGCCAAUCCCCCAUCAACGUGGACCCCCGCACCCUCCUCUUCGACCCCAACCUCUCCCCCUUCACGGUCGACAAAACCAGCGUAGCAGGUGAUCUGGUCAACACAGGGCACAGUGUUGAAUGGCAUAUGGGUGGCUACUCCUCGUACGAUACUGAUGACCAAUCAUUCGGCCAAUCAUCCGGCCAAUCAUCCGGCCAAUCAGCCAAUAUAGCGCCAAUCAGCCAGCUAACUUCCUCGCCAAGUCGCUCAGUUCUCCCCAAAGACUACAACGACUGGAAGAACAGUCGCCAGAACUACACCGUUAACAGCGACUUAUCAAGUCGCGGUUUACGUAACCGAGGGUUGGUGACCCCCCGCGGGGGGUCUGAGGGCAGCAACCCCCUUGCAAACAUGUCUGGGGGGCCGUUGUCGUACACGUAUUCCCUCACACACACACGACUCCACUUCGGCGACACCGACCAGCAGGGCUCCGAGCAUCUGCUCGACGGCCGGCCUUUCCCAGCUGAGUUGCAGAUUUACGGCUACAACUCCCAACUCUAUCAAAAUUUCAGCGAAGCCUCCAGCAAAGUUUACGGAGUAGCAGCGAUUGCAAUAUUUUUGCAGAUAGGAGACGCAGUGUCACCGGAGCUGCAGGUCAUGCUGGGCGACGUCAAGGCGAUCAAAUAUGGCGGGUCGAGCGUGCGCACGUCGCCCGUGCGGGUGGACCAGCUGGUGCCCAGCACCCAGCAGUACAUGACCUAUGAGGGCUCCACCACCGAGCCCGCCUGCCACGAGACUGUAACAUGGAUACUGCCUAACAAACCUGUCUACAUCACCCGUGACAAGCUGGAGGAGCUGCGGGGGCUGCGGCAGAGCAGCGCACCUCCGCUCACCCACGCCACGCUCGCCAACAACUUCCGCCCCGCGCAGACGGCGCACCACCGCACCGUGCGCGCCAACAUCCAGCGCCGCCCCCUCGGCGAGGAGACGCGGUGUCACAUCGCCGACCCAAGGUUUGCUUACCGAGUUGGGAGUUGGCUGGGGUCAUGAUAAGGGGGCACCGCCUUCCCCAUCACUGUACUUCGCUUUAAACUCCCAUCCCAAGAUCUCACUGAUGUUCCGCGCUCCGCCCUCGCUUUCCUGCCAAAAAAUAAAGGCUGCCGCUGACUGGCCGACGAUGAUUCGGCCAAUAUUCUGCAGCGCACCCACACUCAAAGAAAUAAAGGGAUUAUAUUGUCCAAAUUGUGACAUUUUCUGCACGUAGUACUGACUGAUACUUAAUUUGGCCGGGCCAAAUUGGGUGAGGAUGAGCAUCGCAAGGGCAGAAAGUGUGUCGCUAUUUAGACAAAUUCUCACUAAUUUUUUUAGAGCACAUGUGAUAUACAGAGAGCGUGGCUCUCAGCUUUUCUGUACGCCUUUUACUUACCAUUUGAAUUUACCUGCGCCGUGUAUAUAUGGGAUAUGGUAUAU
Molecule: messenger RNA, 1864 nt
Organism: Hyalella azteca
Lineage: Eukaryota; Metazoa; Arthropoda; Malacostraca; Amphipoda; Hyalellidae
Product: carbonic anhydrase-related protein 10
Exons: 10
Coding region: 47-1444 (465 amino acids)
Molecular function (GO): zinc ion binding; carbonate dehydratase activity
Source: RefSeq, a predicted model, not a curated record